This is a messenger RNA of Lizanozyma spartinae, 1839 nucleotides long. RefSeq lists its product as uncharacterized. NCBI's taxonomy places the organism in Eukaryota, Fungi, Ascomycota, Pichiomycetes, Serinales, Debaryomycetaceae. The record is from RefSeq and is a predicted model, not a curated record. The transcript has a single exon. The coding region runs from base 1 to 1839 and encodes 612 amino acids.
AUGAAGAAAACUUCGGAUGACUACAAGCCUUCCUUCCAUUACGAUUCUCAAGUGUUGGAAGCAUUGAUCCAUUACUUGGAAACAAAGAAUCAAACUGGUCUUGCUUUAAUUGCUCGUCAAAAGGGUAUACCUCCAUUCCUCCGAUUCCAAGUAUGGCCUACGUUGUUGAAAUAUCAUCCAUUUGUCAGAGCCCCAUUUAUUACUCCAAAUAGGAAUAAACCGAAAUCAACAAAGAAAAAUAGCCAAGAUGACUCUUCAGGUAAUGAAGAGUCUUUGAAGUCUCCUAAAUCCGGUGGUUCAAGUCUGAAUAAUUCCGAUAAUGAUGAUAUGGAUGAUUAUCUCAAACUGAAGAUUAUGAAAGAUUUGGCUCGUUACUCUCAUAAAUAUUACCAUUACAGGCCUUCAAACAAUGCUGCAGUUCCUCAAAAUCAAUAUACUAUUACUACGGCUUCACCUACCACCAAUGGAAGUACUACUGCCGCAACGUCUACAUCUCCAUCAGAAACUUCAUCUCCGAAGUUAGUUCUGAAAUCGGAGUUUGCAGAUGAUCCACCACCAAUCACUUCAAAUGCUCCCAACUUUGAAGAAAUUGAAUUGCAAAUCUUCACCAUAUUACAGAAUAGUAUUCAUAAAUUCAUCAGCAAGUGGGGUAAGAUUAUCAGUUAUGAUAGUUCUCUCACUUGGAUGGCCUUGAAUUUGGCAGAAUGGUUUCCACCGAUUGCUAACACUAGCUGGGUUUUAAUAGGAAGAGAUGCUAAAACAGGUAGUGGUGGUCAACAUGUACACUCUCAUGUUUCAGAGGACAAUGAUCAUCAUGGAAAUUCCAGAAGAGGUAAAAAUGUCAUGGAUUUACUUGAUGAUUAUUCCAAUUACAUCAACAAUGUUCCUGAUUUACAGCAACGAAUGCAAGAACUUGUUGCACAGGGAUCUCUGCUCACGUUUUACGAAGUUUAUGAGCGCCUUUCAUUGGUGCUUUUACAUCUGCCAGAAACAAGGCACGAUAGUAGUAAUAAUAAUCUGGGUGAAUUUAAAGUUCCUAAAAAGGUUAAUAAAACAAGCUUACCCGUUACUGGGGGUACUAUUGAAGAAAGAGUUCUGUUCUUUGUGUAUUGUUUGAGGAAUUUACUUCCAGAGCUUUCGCAAUUCUUUCAAGAAGAGCAAAUCUUAAAGAAGUUUGGUCCUGGUGAAGAUGAAUGGUUAUUAUGGUGGUUAAAAUAUACAACUACUAAAUGCUGGUCUAAAUAUGAUCGUGGUAGGAUAUGGGAUCUUAUGUUUGGUUGGAGAGCCAAGAAUCCUAAGAAAUCCAAUUCCUAUUAUCUAGAAAAGUUGGCUGGUCCUUCACUUGACUUUAUCGAUAAGUUGGGACCUGAUGUUUUUUGGGUUCCUCGAACUGAUGCCAAUGCUGGAGUUGAUGAUGAGACAGACACAUUGAAGGAAAAAGAUCAGCAACAAUUCACGCCAGUUUCGAGUGGCGAGAACGGUCUGGGACUUAGUUGUAAAGAUGAAGAAAUUGUACCCUAUUCCCAUAUUGAUCCCCAUAUUGAAGUUGUUUUCAUUUCCAUAGCUAUGCUUAAAGCAGUUGAGAAUACUCUUGUUGAAUUGGAUCAACACGAAAUUAGACAAUAUUUGUCUAGAUUGCCUAGCAAAUCAUAUGCUGUCAAGUCUCGACGGAACAAGAUGACCAAUGACGUUAAUAACGGUGAUGCUGUUAAAUCUGGGUCUAUUAUUUCAAAUGACUCUCCAGAAGUUCAUCGUGUUGAUUACAUUGAUAACAUCAUUAAUGAAGCUGGUGAGAUGUGGCGGAAAUGGCUUUACUUGGAAAAUAUUGAUGACCUUUAA